Messenger RNA from Peromyscus maniculatus bairdii (prairie deer mouse), 2472 nucleotides. Lineage: Eukaryota; Metazoa; Chordata; Mammalia; Rodentia; Cricetidae. The record is from RefSeq and is a predicted model, not a curated record.
CCCUCAGGAAGAGGCCCGUCCCGAGAGGGAAAACAGACCUGGAACUUCCAGGGCUCCGGGUAGGUGUCCGAGGCACCCGCCUGUGUAAAACCAAACCGGGACAAGCUGGAAAUGUCAAGCCGGGUUGGAAUAAAUUAAAUGACUGGACACUAACGGAUGCUUGUAUCUGCGUAAAAUCUCUGGGAGGUGAAAUUUUUUAAAAAAGCAAGAACCGGGCGAGCUCCAUCAGGCACUGACGCGGACGGCCACAGGUUCUGGGUUCCAUGGUUGGAAGGUGUCGGGGAGCUGCGGGUUCGAAGGGAGCGCCACGUGGAAUUCCGCGUCUCCGGAGGUGCGGAGCGGGUUCCGUGGAGUAUCCAAGGGCUGCGCUGUUUUCCACGAGCUUUGUUGUAGGUCGAGAGAGGAGUGCAGACGAGGCGAACGGACUAACGGAGUCCCAGCCCCGACCGGGAGCGGUACCGCCCACCUGCUCGGAAGAAGCCGGGCAGAAAGGACAAGUUCAAGAAGAGUGAAUGUGAUGUAUUGAAGAGUUCCUGAGAGCGGGAGAGGUUCCAAGUGAGGAAUACCCACCUGGAGGUUUCUUUUAUCUCUUUACUAAGUGAAGAGGAUGGGUGAUGCUGGUCCCAGAAUGGAAGUGUGUCCUUAUUGUAAGAAGCCAUUUAAGCGAUUAAAAACCCACUUGCCACACUGUAAGAUGAUAUCUGCUGAUCAAAAAGUGUAUCAGUCCAAGCCAGCUACACUUUCACGUGCUACAAAAGAGAAGAGGCCUACCAAAGACCUAACCAAAGCUAAAAGGAAAGGGCUAGAGACAGAGAGUGUGAAAGGAAAUGUGAAAUCAGAAAAGGGCAGAUCAGCAUGGACAGCUGCCACCUUUCCCCUGCCGGCGGAUGUCUUGGAAAGAGCGGGUACAGCAGAGGCAGGAGGAGAAGCCAGAGAUCAAAAUCAGCCCUCCUUCCAGGCACCCAAACAUGCCACGCCAAAGGUGACUCGUGCAUCAGACACCCCCUCUCCUGAGAAAGAACUUGCCAGAGAUGUGACUGGAUCCAAGGGAAGUCCAUGUCAUCCCUCAGAGACCGAAGCGUCUGUACGGGUGGGCUCAAUGGCACCAGUUUUAUCUAAUCAAGAUAGAACAUACUCCUCAGCUCAGCCUCAUGCUAAACCAGCCACUUCUGCCAGUCUGAAAUUGGACACACUCGAUCCCCAAAGACAGAAGCUUCUGGCAAAAUUCUUAGAUGUGCCUGUUAGUGAUUGUCAUUCUCCAAAGAAUGGCAGCCAUGGGGUUCCGAGAGGAGGAUCCUCAGUGUUGAGCAGGGGAAGCAUUUCCCGAGACGGAGGCCACCUCUCAGGAGUCUCUCCCAACCCUGCCAAUGCUGAGACUCAGCAGAAGUCAGAAUCACUCCUCUUGGGCCUUCAUCCCGCUCCACUGGCUAAAACACAAGUCAGAGAGCACCAGGAACUUGGCCUCGGAGCAGAAGUGUGCCGUAGCAAGGGAGAUACUGGGAACAGCAUGUCUGCCACAGAAGUACAGGAACAGGCUUACUUAGGCCUUGGUGGUCAGGACCCCAUUUCCCCCACAAAGGCAAAAGCAGAGACAGCCCUUGCACUUUUGGACGUAUUUACUCCACCAGAGGGAACUUCGAAUAAGCUUCUCUCUAUACCAGAAUCAGGGCGCCAGUGCCUCACCUCUCUGGCUGUGAAGUCUCCUCCAGAAGACAAAACCCAAUUCUAUGGCCAGAGUCAAGUCCCUGCCAUACCGCUAUUAGUGGGAAGCAAGAGGGACGUUCUGGAACCCACGUCUUUCCGCCAACCCCAUGCAGCCCAGACAGGGUACCACAUACCAUCAUAUUCAGCUCCGUACCCUGUUUCUAGAAGCUCCCUCAUCAGUCAUGUUGCUGCUGCUGACUCAGAGGUUCCUCCCCGGUCCGUGGGACUGGAGUGGUUUCCAGAACUCUAUCCUGGUUACGUUGGUCUAGGAGUAUUGCCAAGGAGGCCUCAGCAUUGGAACUCAGUGUCUCACAUGCCUCCUCCUACCACUUCCCAGGGUGCGAGUAUCUCAAAAGUUCCUUGGUUGGGACGAAGUUCGGCUGAUAGCGGGAGUUCGGAACCCCUGGCGCUUACAACCUCCAGCUUCCCUCUAACGAGGCUCUUGGGAGCUGUGCACACAGGCUGGGUGAGGUGCAGUACCACCAUCAAGAAGAGCAGUGUUGGAGGCCUCACAAUGCUCUUCGCUGGCUACUUCAUCCUGUGUUGUAGUUGGAGCUUCAAGCAAAUGAUACAUGUCUGGUGUCCAUGGAGGUCAGAAGAAGAAGAAGGCAUCUGAUCCCCUGGAACUGGAGUUACAGAGCUGCAGCGCUGGCGCAAGUAAUGCUGAGCACGGCCGGGGCCGCCGAGGGCGUGACAGACAGCUGCAGCAGCGCGUCUUUAAAUGUGUGCUGGGGCGGGAGGGUGCGAGUAAUAAAGCGGCUGAAACCA